AUGAACGGUAGCGGUCACGGUGUAAACGGUACUUCCUCGUAUAGUUACAUGAUGAUAAACGGUGGCGACGUUCCCAGUCACGUAAAUGGGGAUAGGGAGAAUGGCAGAGUGAACGGACAUCAUCAGCAACACCAGCAGCAGCAGCAACACCACCAACAACCAUAUCCUACAAGUGGUCCCUCACACCCCACAACUGCAAUAUCACGUCAGAAUUCGUCCUCCUCGACCGCUUCGUCUGUUGCCCCCGCACAUGAGUCUUCAGCAGAGCUCCUUCGGCAGACCCUUUCCGGGAACAUAUUAAUCGCACCGAACACGCGCCCAAACAGUAGGUCAAGUUCUCGAAGAAGAAAAGCACGAACUCCACAAACUCCAAGAUCUGGAGUCCUUACCCCCGCCACUCUCCAUGGAUCGCCGGAGAAUUCUGAGAACGAGAGUCCAAGCGAAGAGAUCGUGGAUCAUGAAUAUGAAGGAAUGAGACAUGGAUUCGAGGACGAAUACAACUCAGAGGCCUAUCUGGCGGUUUUAGAGCAGGUUUUUUAUAUGUAUUAUACCGACAAGCGCCACGAGACUGGAGGCAAGCCGAAAGAGGACAACCAAACAUUUCCUUUGCAGGAAUGGCGAAUGCGCGACCGGCUGAAGACUGUUUCGGCUGCUUUGGUAUUAUGUUUGAACAUCGGCGUUGAUCCUCCCGAUGUCGUUAAGACAAAUCCCUGCGCAAAGCUUGAAUGCUGGGUCGAUACAACUCUUCAUCCCACUGCAAAGCCACUGGAAAAGAUUGGCAAGAAUUUGCAGCAGCAAUAUGAGACCUUGAGCAUUCGAACCAGGUAUAAACAGCAUUUAGACCCGUUCGUCGAAGACACGAAGAAAUUCUGCUGCUCUCUGCGGCGAAAUGCGAAAGAUGAGCGUAUUCUCUUUCAUUACAAUGGUCACGGAGUGCCCAAACCGACAUCCAGUGGAGAAAUAUGGGUUUUCAACAAAAAUUUCACCCAAUAUAUUCCAAUCUCGUUAUAUGAUCUUCAGAGCUGGCUUGGUGCUCCAAGUCUGUUCGUCUAUGACUGCAGCGAUGCCGGGAACAUUGUUACGAAUUUUAAUAGAUUUAUCGAAAAGCAUGAGCAGGAGAAUGCAGAACUUAGAGCAAAGGAUCCAAGCGCAAUAACGACGCCUUCGUAUAGUGACUGCAUACAACUUGCAGCCUGUGGAGCUAAGGAAACGUUGCCGAUGAAUCCGGAUUUACCAGCUGAUCUCUUCACCUGUUGUUUGACAACACCUAUUGAGAUCGCAGUUCGUUUCUUUGUAUUGCAAAACCCUUUGCCAUCGAACCCAUUGCCUGGAAGUCCGUUCCCGUCUAAGUUGACUGUGGAUAUGGCAAUGAAGAUCCCGGGGAGGUUGCAGGAACGAAGGACACCACUUGGAGAGCUUAAUUGGAUCUUCACAGCAAUCACUGAUACCAUUGCUUGGAAUACUCUCCCCCGGCCGCUUUUCAAAAAGCUGUUUAGACAAGACUUGAUGGUAGCAGCUCUUUUUAGAAAUUUUUUGUUAAGCCAAAGGAUUAUGAGGGUGCAUCAAUGCCAUCCUAUUUCUUCCCCUGCGUUACCAGACACUCACCACCACCCAUUAUGGCAGUCAUGGGACUUGGCAGUUGAAAUGGUUCUUGCUCAACUUCCUGCUCUGAAUGAUGCAGCGGAAGGCGGUCCACCGUAUGAAUAUCAACAUUCUGGGUUCUUUACAGAGCAACUUACGGCAUUCGAGGUGUAUCUUUCACAAGGUGCAGUUGACCGCAAGCCUCCAGAUCAGUUGCCCAUUGUACUACAAGUACUGCUAAGUCAAGUUCAUCGUCUCCGGGCCUUGAUCUUGCUCAGUAAAUUUCUUGAUUUGGGCCCCUGGGCUGUAAAUCUUGCACUGAGCAUAGGCAUCUUUCCCUAUGUCCUGAAAUUGCUCCAGUCUGCUGCCCAAGAGUUGAAGCCUGUCAUGGUUUUUAUUUGGGCUAGGAUCUUGGCCGUCGACGCAUCCUGUCAGGCAGAUCUAUUAAAAGAUAAUGGUUACAGCUACUUCAUCCAAAUUCUCAGUCCUGCGUCCGGUAUCCCGGUUGGAAACGCGAGUGAGCAUCGUGCUAUGUGCGCUUUUAUCUUGGCCAUGUUCUGUCGAGGUUUCCACCAGGGCCAAGUAGUAUGCAUGCCUCCGAACGUGAUGAGUGCAUGUCUCGCACAUCUUGGAGAUGAUAACCCACUUUUAAGACAAUGGGCCUGCCUUUGCUUAUCACAGCUUUGGUUUGAUUUCCCUGAUGCCAAAUGGCAAGGGAUCCGCGAGGGUGCGCAUCUAAGACUUUGUGAACUAGCAACGGAUAAUGUUCCGGAAGUCAGAGCAGCAGUAUUGUACGCACUUACUAGUUUCCUUGGGAUCCCGGAGAUGAGCGAAGAGGUUGCUAAAAUCGAACAGACUGUGGCGGGUGCGUUGUUGGUCAUGACGGCUGAUGGAAGUAACAUGGUCAGAAAAGAGCUGGUUAUUUUUUUGAGUGCAUUUGUGAAGCGAAACGAGAGUAAAUUUUUAGUGGCUGCAUUUGAACAGAUGAUGCAGGAGAAGGAAUGCAUGUACUCUGCAAAAGUAACUGAAACGACUAGCGCAAAGUCUGGUGGGGGAGAGAGACACCACAACCGAGUAGCAUCUGGACCGGGUUCUUUAGGAGGGGCUGGGUUAGGGACUAAUGGAGCUUUGCCGAAAAAGAAAGACUCAAUAUCUGGAAUUUCAGAGGAAACGAUAUUCGGGGCAGUAUGGCAAGCGCUACUCAUGUUCUCAGUGGACCCCUUCCCAGAAGUUGCGCAAUCAGCCGGAAUUGUCGUCGAUUACAUUCAUCUUGCACUUCUUGAUAGCCCUCUGGGAAGCGCAACGCAGGAAAUCAUUGAUGAGAUUUCGAGAGCUAGUCUGAGAGCUUUCAGUCUUACACUUCCUACAGCCAACGUACAGGACAACAGCAAUAAGCCGCCAGACUCGCCAGGCCUCGAUAAACGUGAGAACUACUUUUUAGGUUCACUCCGUAGAUCUGCGAGCAUUGCUGCGAGCUUGAAGAACUUGGCACUUGGGUACGCGAAUGGUGAUAGUGCGUCAAAUGGCGGCUCAGCACCAUCAACGCCGAAAGGGCCAAAAUCAAGCGUCGGGGAAAGAAGCCCAGAAUGGAACCGCCCUCCAGACGCCAACGACCCGUUGAGUUCGGGCUCGACCUAUCACUCUGCUAGACAACCAACACCCAGGAAUUUCCAGUCUAGAGAUAUCGGCGAAAAACCAACAAUUCCCCUUCAAAGUCAAUUUAUGGAGUGGUCGAUCGAGUACUUCCGUGAACCCCAAAUGAAACCCAAUGAGGCUGAUGAGCCGGGGAGUGUCGAUUACAACCAGAGAUUAUGGCGAAGGACUAGAAAUGAUAGAAUAAUAAUUGACACGCAGCCGCAAAAGGAACGGGCGGGGAGCUCAAGAUGGGAUCAUGUCAAGGGGUUCUUCAAUAAUGUCAGUCAACCAAUGAGGUUGAUGUUUCAUCAGUUUGAAAGUCACCUGGUAGCAGUUGAUGAUAAAGAUGGUGUUUCUGUCUGGGACUGGGAUAAGGGUGUUAAGACGAAUUACUUUUCAAAUGGGAACCCACCUGGAACAAAAAUCACUGAGAUCAAAUUUUUGAACGAAGAUGACGUUGCACUAUUGAUGACCGGCAGUGGCGAGGGUGUCGUGCGAAUUUAUAGAAACUAUGAGAGCUCAAAGGAUGUGGAACUGGUGUCUAGUUGGAGAGCACUUACAGAUUUGCUCCCGUCAAGACGAAGCUCAGGGCUGGUCGCAGAAUGGCAGCAAGGGAGAGGCACAAUGCUUGUGGGUGGGGACGUAAAAGUCAUCAGGGUUUGGGAUGCGCCUAGGGAGAUGUGUAUGAGCGAUAUUCCGGCACGUUCUGGGUCGUGUAUCACCAGUUUAACAUCCGAGCAAGUUGCGGGCAACGUCUUCGUAGCCGGUUUCGGAGAUGGAGCAUUGCGGAUUUACGAUCGCCGGCUACCAUCAAGAGACAGUAUGGUUAAGAGGUGGAAAGAACACAAUGCCUGGAUUGUAAAGGUUCAUAUGCAACGAGGAGGCAUGAGAGAACUUGUCAGUGGAAGCGCAACUGGUGAGGUUAAGUUAUGGGAUAUUAGGAUGGAUUCGCCAAUCAAAAGCUUUUUGGCUCAUACUAAGGGAAUGAGGAGUUUGAGUGUGCAUGAACAUGCUCCUGUUAUCGCAACUGGGUCGACUUAUCACGACGUUAAGAUAUGGAAUAUGGGGGCCUCAACCUUCGAGACUCCCCUUUCGACAAUAAGGCCUUAUAGUAGCUUUUUAUAUCAAAACCGCUCAAGUCCGGUCACAGGGCUUGCGUUCCACCCCCACCGGAUGAUGGUGGCAUGCUCUGGUUCCGGCGAUCAACACAUUAGCUUAUUUGCUUGCGAUUCCAAAGGAGGAAUUUAG
Messenger RNA from Morchella importuna, 4464 nucleotides. RefSeq lists its product as uncharacterized. Gene Ontology annotation, cellular component: cytoplasm; TORC1 complex. The transcript is spliced from 7 exons. Bases 1 to 4464 code for a protein of 1487 amino acids. Gene Ontology annotation, biological process: positive regulation of protein serine/threonine kinase activity; regulation of autophagy; cellular response to starvation. The record is from RefSeq and is a predicted model, not a curated record. Gene Ontology annotation, molecular function: protein-macromolecule adaptor activity; protein binding. NCBI's taxonomy places the organism in Eukaryota, Fungi, Ascomycota, Pezizomycetes, Pezizales, Morchellaceae.